This is a messenger RNA of Sinocyclocheilus anshuiensis, 4223 nucleotides long. RefSeq names its product general transcription factor IIIC, polypeptide 2, beta (gene gtf3c2). The coding region runs from base 220 to 2802 and encodes 860 amino acids. The transcript is spliced from 19 exons. Lineage: Eukaryota; Metazoa; Chordata; Actinopteri; Cypriniformes; Cyprinidae. The record is from RefSeq and is a predicted model, not a curated record. Gene Ontology annotation, molecular function: protein binding. Gene Ontology annotation, biological process: transcription by RNA polymerase III. Gene Ontology annotation, cellular component: transcription factor TFIIIC complex.
AGCAAGCGAGGUCACAGGCGAGCGUUACAACAUGGCGGCGAUGGCAAACUGAUAUGUCUAAAAUGCUUUAGCCGAAGAGUGUCGUGGAAAUCAGCAAAUUUCUGUACAGCGCAUCUGAAUAUUAGCGUUUUAAUGUAAAUAGGGAUACGGACACAUUGUAUCUAGCUGGCGUCUGACUGCGACUGUACUGGCAGGAGUUCUUUGAAAGAACGGGAAUUAAUGGCAGCUGCUGCCCUAAAGUUGAGUGAGCAGAAAGGUGAAAAAAUGGGUUUGCCAUGUGAAAAAGAUACAGAUGACCAACCAGCACAGAUUAACCAUGAGAAUAAAGGAGCGGCUCAGGAUUCAGGUGAAGUUCUUGACUCUUCGGAGACGCAGAAGAUAGAGUCAGAGAUGCAAAGGCCUGCACAAACGCCUAGCUCUAAGGUUCCCCCAGGUAUGGAUCAGGAAAACCAACUUGAUACAGAGGAAACCCAAAAGAAGAAAGGACCAAAGGCAAAGACUCCUGCCAAAAGGAGAAGAAAGGAGAUCAUUCCACAGACUCCACCACAACAUGACAGUUCAGCAGUCUCUGAUACUUCUGAACUCACUUCUAGUGGUCGGCCCAAGAGGAGAGCUGCUAAAGUUGCUUUAGAUUAUCUCCACAACCUUGCCAAGGAUCUUGGUGCUCCAUCAAAAUCCUCAAUUAAAGAAACGACCAAGUCCGGUGAAGCGGAUGGCACUGACAAGAAAAAGAAAACCGGAAGGGGGACCAAAAGAAAAACUCCAGAUUAUAAAAGCAACUCUGAUGGCGAUGAGGACUUUUCCCCAGGAAAAGACGAAGAGGCAGAGAGCGACGAUGAAGAAGAUUCAGAGCCAGACUUCAGCUUGAACAUAGAGCGCAGAUUAUCCAGACCAUCCUGCAGACCACCCAGAGGAAAUUAUCAUUGUCUUCUUCCAAAUGGAUUGGCUAACAAUGUCAUGGAGCCUGUUUGGAACUGUUUUAGUAGGACCAAAGAAUUCCGGUAUGAAAACUUUUCCCCCUGGGUUUUUCCAGAGUGGAUUCCUUCUGCCAAAGAUUGGCAUUUCCUGUCUAAGAGUGAGGCUGAAAAAUAUUUACCCCAAGAGAAAGAAUCGGCUUCUUUUACCUUUACACGGGAAAGCAUCAAAGGACAGAUCAAACUGCAAACAGUGAAGAGGUUUGAAUCAUUGCCACAUCAUUCUGAGCGCUGGGAUGCUCUGUUCUUUGUGGGGGGUCCUGUUCGGUCCUUGGAGUGGUGCCCGUGUCCUGACGGGGCGGCAAAAAGACAGUAUGCCGCUAUCUACUGCCACAAAGACAUGGAUGACGAACACAAAAUCAAUAAGCUGCACACAGGUCCUGUCUUGCUGCAGCUGUGGGACAUCGGAGACCUUCAGUGCAAAAGCAGGCCCUCAACUGCUCCUCAUCUAGCAUAUGCUUUGGCGAUAGAUGAUGGAUGCAUCUGGAAUAUAAGGUGGUGUCCUGCGGGAGUGUGGGAGCUGCCCUCUACCAGCAGAAAGGCUCCACAGAUGCCUAGAUUAGGUGUUCUAGCAGCAGCUUUCUCUAAUGGAACCAUUGGUGUCUACAGUCUUCCACACCCAGAAGCCCUUACAGCACACCAUCAGAGUAAAGGAGAAACCAGCCAAGCACCGUUGAUAUGCCGGGUGAAGAAGGUUCUGACUUUGAAGAUGGGCUCCAACCAGGCGGAUCAUAAAGGUCAAAGUGGUCUGUGCUUUGCUAUGGAUUGGCUCCAUGUCAAACCACAUAACCUCUUGGCUGCUGGCUUCUAUGAUGGUCUGGUUGGUUUAUGGGAUCUUGCUAGUAAGUCUACACUACUGAAAGUCAAGUCUCCAGACGGAGGUGUGUAUCUCUACCCUUACCACUGUUUCCAUGCUCAUGACGAAAACAUCCGGACCUUGUGCUGGUGCAAAGCCUCAAGUAACUUGUUGGUGACAGUCGGAGAUGACCGCAUGGCAAAAAUGUGGGAUGUGAGAAAAACCUACGUGCCUCUUUUGGCAGUAAAGCGCUGCUUGUCCACUGAAGUGUACUGGCCCCUCUUUUGGAGCGGCAUCCUGAUGGCUCAAGAGUGUUGCUUUGCCACGUUUGGACAACAUGGGGUUCACUAUUUUGAUUCAGGUUACCUUGGAAUCAAGCCUUACUUUGUGUGUCCUAGAAAAGCCACUAUUUGGAGCCUUUCUAUGUCUGAUUGGAUAAAUACUUUUGCCGUUGUGGACAAUGGAGGAGAUUGUUUAUUUAGUUCGCUUCCUGAAAUGGACAUCGACCCCAACACUAUCAGACGACGGAGAUAUUCAGUGUACAGGACUGACAUGGUCCAGUUUCAACCUGGUCAGAGGCCUGGAGAUAAGGAACAGGAGGAGGAGGAAGUGGAAAAUGCUGCAAGUAAUCCUAGGAAGGAGCCACUGAGUUACAAAGGAGUAAUCAGAAAGUACUAUCUCCACUUUCAUGACUUGGACCUGGGGAACUUUGCUAAGAGUGAAAAUCGGGCCAUGAUGAAGCACCUGCACCAGCAUGAGGUCAAAGGUGUUGCUAAAGUGGACCAGAUGCCAUUGAGCGCACUCUACAAGGUCCGUUUUAACCCAAACAUGGAUGCGUACAACUGGAUCCUGUCGGGCGGGCAGUCGGGUUUGGUGCGUGUGAACUGUGUACGUGGACUGAGCUGCUCCGUGAUGCUCAAGCAGUUGCGUGAAGCUCAAGCCCAGUUCAGUGCCAUGUUCCAGUCUCAGGAGCCCGAUGACUCUGCAACAGCUGUCCGUCACAGCACAGCGGAUACAGUACAAGUGCACUAGUCUCCUCCCCCUCAGCCUCUCAGCUCUAUCCUCAAAUGGACUGUGCUGUCAUAAUAGGCUGAGAGACUGUCAUUUUUAGAAGACUGAUGACACACUUUUUAUCCUUAACUUAUACUGAAAGAAGGAAAACUAUUUUGAUACAAGCCUCUGUACGUUCCUGGUUUUAUAUUUUUGUGCAUUUUGUUUUAUUAGUAUUAGUGCUGUACAGAGUUUAGUAUCUUUAUCUUGAUACAUUGUCCUUUCCAAAGUAUGUGUGGAGAAUGAAAUCAUCAGCACUUAUAUCCGUGUCAUUUACGGGGAGCGUUAUUCUCUGUUUCCUUCUGUUCCAGUUCAGUGCUAUAUAAUGAUAAAACAUAUCCAUCUUGAACUUUAGUGAGAAAACAUUCGAUUGGAUCUGUUCAUUUAGCUAUCAUAUCAAGAUCUGUUUUUUCCCUUUAGCUCUAGCUUUCUUACCCUAAAUCUUCAUUUUAAAGGAACAGUAACACAAAAAUUAAACAUCAUCACCAUGUCGUUUCAAACCUGGCUUUAUUUCUUCUGUGGAACAUGAAAAUAUAAAAGUUUUUCCAUUCUAUAUGUAAAUUCUUGCCCUUCACUGUCUUCAUCUACAGUACAUAUUCAAAUAUCAGGCCUUUAGAUAGAACGUUAGUUCUGAUGUCAUUGCAAGUUGACCAAUCAUUGAUGAUUACAUGUCCAAUCACAGUGCAGCAUUGCGAAUAUGAUGAGAAGAUUAUAAUAAACCUAAAUUUGGGCCUUUUUAUGUUCAUAUGGAACAAGUAAUAAAGUGUUCUGUGUACUUCGUUGUUUUGAUUUAUUUUCUGGAAUUUUGGUCAUUUUGAAGCUUUGGAGCCCAUAUCCCUAUUCACUUUCUUAAUAUGGAAAAGAGUGGCCAUUACAUUCGUGAACAUGUCUCCUUUUGUGCUCCACAGAAGGAAUAAAGUCAUACAGGUAUGGAAAGACAUGAGGGUAAGUAGUCAAAAUGUUCAUUUUUGGCGUAACGAUUCCUUUAAUUCUGUAUCUUGAUUUUUUUUUUUUUUUUUUUCCAGUGUUGUUAUUCCUACCCAUUUCAAGUCUUUAUUACCUCUUUUACAUUCUUCUUACUCAGGUCUAGCCAAAUUUGUAAGGGCAUCAUGAACUCCUCUGAUAACUGCAGCCUGCAUGUGAGUUAAUGUUGUCCCUGACCCAAAGGCAUUCUGACAUUAAGAUCAGAUGCACCUUGAUACCCGUCUCAUAAUUCAUGACCUCAGUUUUGCCUGAGUGAAUAUAAUUAACUCCAGUGAUGAGAAUAUGGAAAGGUGUCAGUCAGAUUAAUGCUGCUGUGGUCUGUCAGAUAAGAUUAAAUAAGGAAGCUUAUUAUAAUGGAUUUCAAUUUAGUGUGUUGUUUUAAAUAUCUCAAUCUGACUGUGAGGCUCAAGAUAUGGUUA